Owenia fusiformis is the source of this 1486-nucleotide messenger RNA. Lineage: Eukaryota; Metazoa; Annelida; Polychaeta; Sabellida; Oweniidae. The record is from the annotation of a GenBank genome assembly.
GUCAUUGUUAAUUGGUCAUUAGUCCUGCAAUCGUAACGCAGGUCUGUAAAUUCUGUACAAUACUGGAAGAAAGCUUUUAUAACAGUAAGGCAUCAGGAACGCUACGUCAGUCUAAUGGAGGAUAUCGCGCUAACUUGUUCCAGCGGCCAAGUUCAAACUCCAUUCUCAGUCAAAGACAUUCUCGGUCUCAACCUUCAGGAUCAGAGUAACUGCUCCACCCUGGAUUACAGCGGAAUCAAUUAUGCCCCUAGCCUCGGCUACGGCGGCUACACAAAUAUGGACACGGUUGGGUACGGCUCGGUAGACACGGGCUAUACCAACUCCAACCAAUGUGACUAUAGUUCUUCAAUGAUGUCUCAGUACACAACAGCCACACCGUCUUACACAACUCUUGGAUCCAGCUCACCAGCGACCAUUCAGCCCGACCAUGCAGUCCAGCAGCAAAAUACGGCCCCACCUGUCUACGCUAGCCCGCUCGUACUGAACACCGACACUGGCCCCGGAGGCAACGUAUCCCCACCACUCUCGACAGAGGUGUCCACACCGGGCUCGAUCUGCUCCGAUGACGGGGGGCAAGAAUGCAAUACGGAAACAGACAAAACUGCUACUCCAGCAGAAGCUGACCAUAGUAAAUCUCCGGCGACAGAAAGCAACAAUGAGUGCCACCUAUUGCGGCAAAGAACAAAACGCAAACCAAGAGUACUAUUUUCUCAGGCGCAGGUAUACGAACUUGAGCGACGCUUCAAACAGCAGAGAUAUUUAUCCGCCCCCGAGAGGGAACAAUUAGCAAAUAUGCUGAAACUAACAUCUGUUCAAGUCAAAAUAUGGUUCCAAAAUAGAAGAUACAAAUGUAAGAGACAACGACAGGACAAGACAUUGGAACUAACCGCAAUGCAACCACCAAGACGUGUGGCGGUGCCUGUGUUAGUAAGAGACGGUAAACCCUGUAUGGGGCAAUCUCCAGGCACUGGUGCAGGGGGUUACUGCACUCCAUCAUCAGCACCCUAUAACGUCAACCCAUUCGCCUACCCUAGCCAAGCGUAUAGCACUAUGAACACUAGUAUACCUCCAAUGCAGAAUAUGCAACAGACGAACUAUGUCACACAAGGACAAAUGCCUCAAAUGCACCAAGGCAUACGGGCCUGGUGACUAGACGGGGAGUAGGGGGACCUUAGUAUCCCUGUACUCCGAAAGUAGACAAACUCUUCAUGAGAAGGCUACAUCAAACGCAAGAUUGAUCAAACUCUGGAAAUAAAUUAUGCUGCCAAAUUUAUAUUUUAAUAGGCACUUGACCAAUGUGAUAUGGAGUAUCUCUAUUUGAAUCAUCAAAACAAAUAUUAUUUAAAAGCAAUAAAAGGAGAGAUUGUAGAUUGGCCGAUGCCAGAUGAUUUGUAAGUAGUUCUAGACUAUGCAACAUCCACGCAUGAUAUCGCUGCUCAACGACAUGCCAUACAUGAAAUAUUGCACGUGAUUUUCAACACACUUU